This is a messenger RNA of Mixia osmundae IAM 14324, 1347 nucleotides long. RefSeq lists its product as uncharacterized. Lineage: Eukaryota; Fungi; Basidiomycota; Mixiomycetes; Mixiales; Mixiaceae. The coding region runs from base 1 to 1347 and encodes 448 amino acids. Gene Ontology annotation, cellular component: endoplasmic reticulum; Golgi apparatus. Gene Ontology annotation, biological process: peptidyl-L-cysteine S-palmitoylation; protein targeting to membrane. The transcript is spliced from 2 exons. Gene Ontology annotation, molecular function: protein-cysteine S-palmitoyltransferase activity. The record is from RefSeq and is a predicted model, not a curated record.
AUGUUGGACUGUCAGGAGAAGCUGGACGAUCCGGCCAAGUCGGAGAAGCCCGCAAAGGCUCAGCCGAAGCUCAUCGGGUUCACAAAGCAGCUCGAAGCACGCCAAGAUGCUCAACGACCAGAUUCAAUCGUCGCGCGCAAGAUGGCCGUCUUGAUCGUCAUCGGCUUGAUCACCUAUGUCGGCUACGCCUUCAUCUGGCGUGUCUGCGUGCCCAUGAUCCACCAGAACGCCAAGCGAAGAGGGUCAAGAACGCAAGGCAUCGUCCUGCUGGUCUUCUUCGUCAUACUCUGGCUCAUGUUCUGCUGGUCUUAUCUCGUCAUCAUCACUACGCCGCCGGGCUAUGUCAAAGAUCACGUCCAAGUCUCUGCCGAGCCGCGUUGGAAUGCGCAGGAGGGCCGCUUCGAUGACAAUCCGGGGACGUCACAAUCAUCACUGAUCGCAGGUCCUGCUUAUCCUACGCCUGCAAGACCAGAACACGCUCAUUUACAAAACACCCAUGCGCCCGAUCUCCAAGCGGGCCCACAGAGUUUUGCUGCCGGACUGCCAGCUACACUUGAGGGAGCUCUAGGCAGCAUCGCUCCUCCGUCUUCGGCUGCUACACCUGAAGAGAAACCCGCUCGUACCGGACCACAGCGAAAGAUACCCGAGCAUGCUGUUUUGAGUCCACCAGCACGCUAUUGCUACAAAUGUCAACGCAUCAAACCGUACAGAGCUCAUCAUUGCCGUCACUGUGGUCAAUGCGUGCUCGGCAUGGAUCACCACUGUCCUUGGAUAGGCCAAUGUGCAGGCGCAAGGAACAAGAAAUACUUUAUGAACUUUCUCCAGUGGGCUGCUAUCUUCACAACCUAUACUUUUCUGGCCAGUCUCUUGGCUGCAGUCCCGCCGCAUAGACCAGCAGGCGCCUCUCAUACUGCCGACCCGCAGCAAUUCGUGCUCAUCGGGAUAGCAGGAUUCUUUAUGAUCUUUACCGUCGGUAUGGCCGGCGCACACACUCGCUUACAACUUUUCAAUAUCACUACUAUCGAAGAGAUAGGCAUCACUCGCAUGCGCAGAAGAGAGAGGGCAGCUACAACGCUCGAGUAUGGUCUCUGCUCUUUCGGCAAAAAGGCAAAGCUUGUCGACGAAUGGGAUCACGAGUGGGGUCGAUUAGACAAAGAAGGUAACAUAUGGUGGAUGGGCUCGGCAAGAGCGAAUUGGGAAGCUAUCAUGGGUACCAGCAAGCUCGGAUGGUUUUUGCCGAUCAAGCCGACAAACCGCCCAGAUGGCCUCUCUUACCCUGUCAAUCCUCGCUUCACGCCCGAUGGGCGAUGGCAACGCCGUGCAGACUGGCCGCAGCAACUCCAGUGA